Trypanosoma brucei brucei TREU927 is the source of this 735-nucleotide messenger RNA. RefSeq lists its product as hypothetical. Bases 1 to 735 code for a protein of 244 amino acids. NCBI's taxonomy places the organism in Eukaryota, Euglenozoa, Kinetoplastea, Trypanosomatida, Trypanosomatidae. The record is from RefSeq and is a predicted model, not a curated record. The transcript has a single exon.
AUGGCAGCCGAGCAGCCAACUACACUGGCGGGGGUAUUACUCACAGAUGUGUGGCGCGGCCCCCUCCUCGCCACAAGCCGGACGAGCGAGCGGCUGGGACAUAUCGACUUUGCUAUGGUGGUGCCGCCCGUUCGGGCAUUCAUAUACUAUAUGUUGUGCCCAUUUUUAUGUUAUCCCGUCGCCGCACUUCAUUUGUGGGGCUAUUACCGGUGCUUGAAGACUCUCGUGCUCCCAAAGCCCUACAAGGAGGAACGCUACGCCUCGCAUGUGAUAUAUGGUGUGCAGAAGCGCGUGUAUGAUAGCCGUCAGAAGCGACUCCACGAAACGGCUGUAACAGAUGCCCAGGAGAUUCAGCGCGCGCUACAAGUUGCCGAUGGGGAACGAAACCACUUUGUAGACGAUCCAAGCGCACCUGGUGUGGCGUACUAUGUUGUGGAGCAGAGGAUUAUGAGAGCUGAGGCAAUCUUCACUGGUGAGAAUUGGGCGUGGGCGUUCAUAUCAGACAGCUGCAGGUAUCUUAGCCCCGUGGUUCUCGCCUACCUUUUUGUUCCUUCGUGUCGUCGUUUGAAAGUUGACCUGAAACUCUGGUCGCAGGGGCGGCUGCGAUGGAGGCAACUGCGACAUCCCGUGUUGAAUUUCUUCAAAUCAUAUCGUGACUACAAUGACGCAAUUACUCGUAUAAACAUCACAAAGCCACCACCGAAGGGGAAGCAACCAUGGACGACGAACCUGUAG